AUGCGAUGCGCGAGCAAGGCCGCCGAGAGCGCGUCUGCACGUCUCUGUGCGGACGCCGAAGCAGAAACUACGGCAACUGAUGUCCCAUCGGUUGCUGAAUCGACUCAGCCUGUAUCACCUGGUGAUGCAGGCGCUGGUCAUGAAGACACUCGUGUCUUCACAGAGUACGAGCUCGGUGUCUCGUACUCUCCUGAUACGGAUGACGGAUCCGUAUCGACGGCAAUUGAAUCCAAGCCGCCUGCCAAGCGUGGCAUGGACGAUGCUUUGCGUCGCAGCAUCUUUGGUUCAUCUGAUGAGUCAGAUGAACCAUCGCCGAAGCGAAGGCGCUCGAGGUCGCGAGACUCGGGCGCUAAUAGUGGUGUCGUUUCUCCAAUGGACACCACUUCACAGCGAGGUGCCAGUACUUCUGUCGGCACGUCGCAGGAAGAGCGGGACCGCAAUGUGUUGCGUCUCGCUCCAGAAAAGAAGGCAUGGAUGCCUCCUAAAUCUGUCAUGGAUCACUUGUCGGCGACGACGAGUGAUCGUUAUCGAACACGAUUGUUCGAUUCGUCAAGGAUUCAUCACCUUGACCCCAGCGCGAAAGACUAUCGCGCUGAACAUGAGUUCUUCAUCGAUGCUUUCUUCAGACAUCGAUGGUACAGUGGGAAUCACAAACGUGAUGGUCCCUCACUACUUCAGGCGUGGAACGCCUACAUCCAUAAUCUCGAGGAUGUAGGUCGUGACGCUUGGAACGACAAACUUAUCAAAGCUCGUGAUAAGUUUGAAAAGCGAACCCCGACAGGUGCACGCUACAAGCUGCAUCGUCUGUCAAGGGAGAAGGGGAUUACCCUGCCUCUCUUGGGGAGACUCGUGCCCAUGUUGUGUGAACAACUCUGCACGAGCACCUAA
Messenger RNA from Peronospora matthiolae, 888 nucleotides. The record is from the annotation of a GenBank genome assembly. Lineage: Eukaryota; Oomycota; Peronosporomycetes; Peronosporales; Peronosporaceae.